UACAUCCUCAAAUUGUACUGGACGUUCGCCAUUUCGCCUGCUGAACAAUUCGCCUUUCGAGUAAUCACCCAAAGAGUGCAGUUACCCCCACAAUGGCCGAAUCCACCGAGUCGAAGCCCGUUGCGCGCUCCAACAAGCCCGUCAGCGAAGCUCUCCUCAACGAGAAGUGGGAUCAUGCCGUCUCCUCCUUAAUCGUUCGCUCUUCAGUUGGCCUCGGAUUUGGUGUUGUUCUUUCGGUUCUACUAUUCAAGCGCAGAGCUUGGCCUGCCUGGGUUGGCCUCGGUUUUGGUGCUGGUCGCGCAUAUGAGGAAGCCGACUACGCUUUCCGACGAGGUGAUAGUCCAGUCACGGAUGCCCUGCGCCAGUCUAGGUCGUGAAAGACGCCGUUGAUGCUUCUUUGAAUUAUUCGGUAUUAACCCUUCUACGCGCCUGAUAAAUUAGGACGGAUCUAUGCUAGAGGAUGGAGGGGUUUAUUUUAAUGUUGCCAAUCGAUAGACGUUUCCCUUGCAUGUACAAUAUCUGUACAGGAGACAUGAACCAGGUGAAGACAAACAGGGAUAGCACUUCUUUGGAUCUAGAUCUCAUAUUUUACUACCCGUUACUCAUUAUGAAACCAGCUUGUUUCUUUUGUUCAUCAAUACAUG
Messenger RNA from Talaromyces proteolyticus, 644 nucleotides. Its product is annotated as DUF543 domain protein. Gene Ontology annotation, cellular component: MICOS complex; mitochondrial inner membrane; mitochondrion. NCBI's taxonomy places the organism in Eukaryota, Fungi, Ascomycota, Eurotiomycetes, Eurotiales, Trichocomaceae. The transcript has 4 exons. The coding region runs from base 93 to 377 and encodes 94 amino acids. The record is from RefSeq and is a predicted model, not a curated record.